UAUUGCAAACACAUAAAAACGAUAAAAUAACAUAAAAAGUGCAACAAAAUACAUCGAACAUAAAUAAAACAUCAAGAAGAAGCCAUCAACAUCGCAGUGCAGCCCAGACCUAGGACAACAUCGACAACAGCCAACGCCCAAGGACACAGAAGAUAAGCCAACAACCACCAGCCCGACCAUAGACGAGAACUUCAAUAGAUAAUUACUUCUAAGUAGUAAAAAUGGACGCGGUCAAGAUUUUGUCCAUCUUAUUGACGCUAACCACAACAACAAGUGCAUUCAUCGUAUAUGAUUGCGGCGCGGCAGCGACAAACUUUACUACAUUGUCAUUAGUCAACAUAAAAGAAUGCGAAAAACCCAUAACGACACCCAACAUAACAAGAACUAAUAUUCAGCUCAUACAGACAGUAGAGUAUUCGCAUACUAAAAUAAUUCAAUAUAAAAUUGAAAUUAAAAGAUCAAUUUAUUAUUGCGGUUCUUGGAGUCACAUAGCGACAGUAGCAAAUCCCCACAUAGAAUACAUAGAAGAGAUAUCAAGACCUUACUGUCAGGAUAUACAUAAAACCAGGACACAUUUUAUGUACGAUACAGCAAUUAGAGACAUACAGCCUAACGGAACGACGACAAGAUCGAUACUCUUCGCAGGUAAAGCAGACAACUCCGGAAACUGUGAAGGAGAAAAAUAUUCGGAUCCGUACGGAACGUAUUCAGAUGUAGUGGUACAAGGACAAAUAAAAAUAACAAUUCGAGACUAUUUAGCUCCAAUAAACUUCAAAGAAAACAGUGUAAUCCUAAAAUCAGGAAUAAGAUGCUGGUAUGGAUCAGAAAAAUGUUUAGAUACAGAAGGCGGAUACACAUUCUGGGACAUCAUAAAGAAAGACGACUGCGAAACAGAACGAUUCAAAGUAAUUUAUCAAGGUCAAGCGCAAAGAAUUAGAGAUAGUUCAGGAAAUAAAACCGAUGAAUUUUUCGCAGUAACAUCAAAUCAAAUAACAUUUGCUCUAACAAAACAAGAGACACUCUCAGUAUGUGGUCACAAAUUUUUACGCACAGAAGAACCCAGAUUAUUCAUAAUAGAGAAUGACGACAAUGAUUUUUUUUAAAAAAAAUCAGAAU
Messenger RNA from Cotesia glomerata, 1116 nucleotides. RefSeq lists its product as uncharacterized. The transcript is spliced from 2 exons. The record is from RefSeq and is a predicted model, not a curated record. Bases 222 to 1103 code for a protein of 293 amino acids. NCBI's taxonomy places the organism in Eukaryota, Metazoa, Arthropoda, Insecta, Hymenoptera, Braconidae.